Molecule: messenger RNA, 1880 nt
Organism: Corticium candelabrum
Lineage: Eukaryota; Metazoa; Porifera; Homoscleromorpha; Homosclerophorida; Plakinidae
Product: low density lipoprotein receptor adapter protein 1-like
Exons: 12
Coding region: 117-1628 (503 amino acids)
Molecular function (GO): protein binding
Source: RefSeq, a predicted model, not a curated record
AAGCCAUUCUCUCUAUCGUUGUUUUGGUGAUGUAAUCGAUGAACGACUGUUUUUAGAAAUCGCUUAUAUUCCGACAGCGAAGUGUCAACAAGUCAUAGUAAAUCGGUGGAAGAGAAAUGAGUCUGGCAAGCUGGCAGGUUGGCUUGCUAGUCGGCGGUCUCUUGCUCCUCUUGCUCGUUCUUUCUGCUGUCAUUGGCGUUGCAUGUAUGAUAUUUGUGAGGAGAAGAAACGAUGAAACUACCGAGGAUGACGAGAGACUGUCGGAAGAAGGGACGGUGUUGCCAAACGGUGGUCACGCCCUUGCUAGAGAUGAUGUCAUGGCUGUUGGUGCGGCAUCUAGCGGCUCGCCCACCGAAAUGAUGACGCCGCUAGUGGCACAAGAUAGAGAGACAGAUGAACAAGCUUCAUCAUCUCUAUUAGCCGGGAACCCGCUGUACAACCCGCAGGAGUAUCUUUACAACUUUGAUAAUCCAACAUAUGAUACAGAGCAUGGAUCUCGAUAUGACGCCUCGGUCAAGAUACAGUCAACAUACAGAGGCUACCGUGCCAGACAAAAGUGGAGUGAAGUGAGGACAGCUGUGCUUGUCAUUCAGAAAUGGGUGAGAGGAUUCCUUGCAAGAAGAAGGGUUUAUAAAUACAAAGUGUCAAAGAGGAAACAUCAGCAAGCAAAAUUGCAAUCUGCUGCAAAUAUCAAAUUGAAGCGACAAAAUUCAUCAAGAGUUGGUUUACUGAAAGGCUUAGCUUUGUUUGAUGUGAAGGCAUUGGGAUCAGUAGAAGUCAGUAAACUCCAUGGGGAAGAAACAGUAAAAGAUGCUUUGGGAAGGAUGAAAAAAGAGUAUGGAGUUAAAGGAAAAUCAAGGAUGAAAAUUAGUGUCUCUCCUCAUGGGUUAAAGCUAUUUGAUGCAGCAUCGAUGACUCAAUUGGCUCAUAUUCGUAUAACAACUGUUUCCUACUGUUCUGUUGAUUCCAAAACCAACAAAGUGUUUGCUUUUAUUCACAACCUGGGUAACAAGGGGAGUAAGGGCAUCUGUUAUGGUUUUCAUUGCAUCAACAAUGAUGCUGAUAAAUUGGCAAAGACAGUUGCUGAGGCUUACCAUCUGGUCUUUAAAAGACUGCAGAAAGUCAGAGAGAAGAGACAACAACAAAAGAUGGCCUCUCUUAUGGCAUCAAGAGCAGCAGAGGAAGCAAAAAGAUUGGAGGAAGACUUGGAUGUCCAUUUGGAUGAGUUGGAGAAUGACUUUGCUGAGUUGGCUCAAUUGAUGACAAAGGGAUCUGUGUCUAAUCUUGUGAAUGUCUCCAACUUUGGGGAAGCAGCGGAUGAUGUGCUUGCAGCUUCUUCCUCUCAUUUUUCUCUUGACUCUUUGGAUGGAGGGAACGUUAAUCGAAGUCGGUACACAGGAUCUCAAUCAACUCUUGAUGACUUAGAUGAUGAGUUUCCUGAUCAGCAACUAGGAGAAGCAGUUGACUUUUCUGACUUACAAGAUGCUUUUACAAAGUUUGAAAUGGCUGGGUUGCCAGCAUUUGAUAAUGCCAUUGAGCAAUUCUUGCAAGGGGACACAAGUGCACUGGACUAUGCACAACAACGAGAGCUAGGAAUUGACAUUCCUCGAGUCUCUGGUGAGUUGUGAAGACAGGCUCUCCUGUAGAGCUGACCAAAGAAGAUCAAUUCUCUAACACAUGUAGCUAUAGAAAUAGAUAAUUGUGACUGCUACUGCAUGUAUAGCUAUAGUGUCGUAUAGCAUGUGUAUACGUGUUUCUAUGAGUACAGUUUGUUGUCUUCUUUUUCCUUACUAUUACAGCAGACGUCAACUCAUGCCCGUCUUGGCUGUUUCCCUCGUAUGUCGCUCUGGCUCGAGACCACUUUUCAAUUGAAUAGCAAU